AAAUCGAUUUUACCCCCAAUUCUGAAAAAGUUUGUUAUUAGCGAUGAAGAAUUGCAUACAAUUAGCUGUAAGAUAGAAGCAGAAAUGAAAGCUGGGCUUGCCACAGUGGACGGGUCUUCUAUAGCCAUGUUGCCCUCCUACGUACCUGCCCUUCCCGAUGGAUCAGAAGAAGGGCAGUAUGUGGCAAUCGAUCUUUCUGGCAAAAAUCUACGUAUAAUGCUACUCACGCUCAAAGGUACUGGACGCGAGCCUGCUGCUGUCAAUAACAAUUAUAUAGUCCCGAACCAUGUGAUGAAAGGCACAGGUGACCAACUGUUCACCUUCAUUGUCAAUUGUCUGCAACGUUUCCUGCAAGAAUUCGGUCUAGUCGAAGCAAACUUACCCAUUGGUUUCGUAUUUUCCUAUCCUUGUGAGCUGCUGUCUAUUCGCUCCGCACGACUAUUAUGGUGGACAAAAGGAUUUGACAUCAAGGAUUGCCUGCGGAAGGAUGUUGUCCAACUCCUAGAAGAGGCUUUGGAAAUGAACAUGUCUACAAAAGCACAAAUCAAAGCAGUUAUGAAUGAUACAGUGGGACAGCUUGCGGCAGCUGGUCACAAAUAUGGCCCCGAGUGCACAAUUGGUGUCGUUAUAGGUUAUGGGUGCAAUUCUUCUUAUUUGGAAAAGACAUCUCGCAUCACGAAAUUCGACGCCAAAGCUGUUGGCUACAAACAUCCUAAUAUGGUUGUGGUCACAGAAUGGGAAGAAUUUGGUUCUAAGGGCGAACUCGAUUCUGUUCUCACGCAGUUUGAUAAAGAGAUCGAUGCAGCAUCAGUUCACCAAGGGAAACAAAUCAUUGAUAAAUUAACUGGAGCCUUAUAUUUGGGAGAUCUGGUACGUCGAGUGCUGUCUCAGCUGGUGCUCGAUCGUGUUCUAUUUGAUGGUCAUCCCUGUGAGAAAUUGGACGAACCUGACACAUUCCCCACAAAAUAUAUCAGCGAAAUUCUCGCUGAAGAAGAAGGCAGCUACAAGGCUUGCCGUCGUAUAUGCGAUGAGCUUGAUGUUCCUAUGCACGGCUCCGGUGACUAUCACAUAAUUCGUGGUGUUUGCUAUGCAGUGUCGAACCGUAGUGCGGCUAUCGUCGCUGCAGCGAUCAGCGCCCUACUUCGUCAUCUCGACGUGUCAAAAGUGAAGAUUGGUGUUGGUGGGGCUUUGAUUCAGUUCCAUCCGAUAUACCACAAGCUGCUGGAAGCAAAACUAAGUGACUUGGCUCCUUUGACGACAGAGUGGGAGCUGGUCCCUGCAGAUGAAGGAAGUGCUCGUGGUGCUGCUCUGAUCGCUGCUGUAGCUGAAAAAAUGAAACUGUAG
Haemonchus placei is the source of this 1344-nucleotide messenger RNA. The record is from the annotation of a GenBank genome assembly. NCBI's taxonomy places the organism in Eukaryota, Metazoa, Nematoda, Chromadorea, Rhabditida, Trichostrongylidae.